AGGAAUGAGUGAGGAUAAAGUGGUUGGUUUACUUGGGGGCUAGUACAACUCUAGCGUUCUUCUACAGUAAUUCCACUUCACGACGACGACUACGUUGCACUCGUCGCAAUAUCGCUGUUAUCUGCUGCUCGACUACUCCUACUUGCUGCAUAUACGGGGAGGCAGGCAGAGAGGUUUAUAAUGAAAUAAGGCAAUUUGAUUGAAGAUCGCAUUGUCUCCUUUGGUUGGGGGUUGGCUGGAGAAAUCACACACACAUUAUCAUAUCACACUUAAGAGAAUCAAACACCUACAUAUCGCCACUCAAAUCGCAACUUUUCCCAGCAACUCGUCUAAAUAAAUAAGUGCAGAGUUAGUGGUGGCACAUUAUCUUACGACCCUGCCAAGGCUCGCCAGUAGAUAUCAACACCCAGUCAGUCUUAUCAGAAGACUAUUUACUUACUUGCCCAUCAUCAACCAAGCUAAUUUAAUAAGUCUACUAUUCCCGUGCUGCUACCGGUGCAUGGUUCCCGUAAAAAUUAUUGCACAGAUUUGAGAAGAAACCUGCAAAAAAGUUGUUCAACUAAGCUAAACAUUGUCUCGAAACAUUGUGUGUUACGGAUAGAAAGAAGAAGCAGCAGCAGCCUGGUUUUAGCAGCAGUGUAGUGAACUGUGCGUGUGCUGUGAACCUUGCAAAACCAUAUUAUUCACGCUCCCGUGUGCAAUACAUUCAAGUAAAAAGUGAAGCAGGAGUUAAAAAUUUGCUCCGAUUCUUGCAGGAUUACAGAACUUGAAGUAGGAGAGACGCUGGCUCAAGUUUAACCAAAGGCAAAAACUUUUACUCGGGAAAAUUGGCGAAUUUUCCUUGCUGUGUGUGUGGCGUAAUCGUAUACAGAGUACAAUACGUUUCCGACGUUAGUUGUGUGUUUGUUGGACCACUCGUCGGCUCUGCGUCGUCUUUUUCUUCUACUUCUUCUUCCCACUGGAGAGGAUUACAUGUAUAAUUCUCCUUGGGGAGCACAAAGAGGCAGGCAACUUUCACCACCGAUCGCAAUCUGCACUUACCCACCUACCAGACCAGUGAAUUUCUCUGCUCGUCGAGGCGACCUUUUGGAGGGCAACGUCGUCGAUCCCGAUAACUCAAGAAGACAAGUAAAAAAAAGAACGAGACCAACUUGUAACCUUCAUCAUCACUGCAACUACUUUGUCCUCGCGUAAUCAUGAGCGAAACUGAUGUCACCAAUACUGAAGCGAGGUGGAGGAACUACCAGAAGCUUAUCUGGACACAGCAACAGAUUCAGCUGCAAAUCCACAAGCAACAGCAGCAACAGCAGUCGGUCCAACAGUAUCAAAGUCAGAAAAUGAACGGACUUGAUAAUGGCCACCAGCAGCAGCAGGAUCCGACCGUUCCUCAGCAGCAACAACAGCAACAAGGCCAUCAUCCCUCAACGCAAGGAAUUCAAGGCGAAAUGCCAGAGGCUCCCAUGGAGGAGCCUCCAGCAAAGGAUACGAUCGAUCCAUGGGAAAAUUUUGACGCUCAGACAGCGUUCUUAGGUCCAACUCUUUGGGACAAACGUGUGCCGUAUGAUGGCCAAGAUUUUAAGGAGUACGUUGACUUGGAGGAGUUUCUCACGGAAAAUGGUAUUCCGAUGGACCCCAACGGAGCGAAUGCUGGCCACAACCUGACCGUUCGAAAUCUCCACCGUGACAUCAACACUGGAGCACCUCACCACAACAUUGGAGGAGGAAUACCUCCUCAGAUGAUAAAUUCUACAGUCUGCAUGCCACCAAUUCCUCCGGUGUCGGCAGAGACUCAGCAAAUGAUGGCAGGACCAUCUCGAAUUAAUCAUCACGGUGGUCAGAAUCCAAUGCGACCUUCGAUGGGUCGUCGCUCCCGAUCUCCAUCCCCCUCUGGAAGUGCGUCUUCCGGAAUUAGUCAUGACAUGAGCUCUGACACUUCCCCAGAUUCAUCGCAAACUGGAGAAAUGGGACUUGGAUCUAUUCCUGGACAUGACUUUGACCCGAGAACAAGAUCUUUUACUGAAGACGAGCUGAAACCUCAGCCCAUGAUUAAGAAGUCGAGAAAACAGGUAAAUACGUUUGUCCCGAACGAAGCCAAGGACUCCAAGUACUGGGCUCGUCGAAGGAAGAACAACAUGGCUGCCAAGAGGUCCCGAGAUGCGCGUCGCGUCAAGGAAAAUCAAAUCGCGAUGCGAGCUUGUUAUCUCGAAAAGGAAAAUCAAGCUCUGAAACUCGAAAUGGAUCGGGUUGCGAAAGAGAAUCAAGCAUUGAAGUUGGAAAUGGAUCGGCUUCGGAAAGUUCUGGGUUGAAUGAACAAUUUCAUGACGAGAUCGUUGAAAAACCACACCAAAGAGAAAAUUGCUUUAUAUGGUCAAAAACAUUUUGAACUCCGUUAAUUAUCAUCCUGUAUAGAUAUAUACGUACAUAGAAAGAUAGAAAUACCCAUUUAGACCCCGGUUCGUUAAUGUCCAACCCUACUUGUUGUUGUUGAAGCUGUUGUUGUGUUACUGAGUGAGAUACAUUUUUGUUUGCGAGGAGGAAAGCCAAUCUAUAUUUCACGUACUUCUGACCGUUUUUUUCUAAUUAUACGUAAAAAUCACAGAGUAUAAUAGUACGUAGUAAAUGAAUGUAGACUCAUUCAAAAUAUUUGUAAAUUUUAGCGUCAACCUCUCUCUCUCUCUCUUUCUCUCUUUCAUAAUAAUGACCUAAAAACUAAACCCACCAACAAAACUACAACAACAAUCUGAACUUAACUCUUUGAAAAACUUUUGAAUGUUAUAUAACAAUUAUUACGUAAAGCCAGCCACCCUGUGUAAAAUGCAGGAAAUAUAUUAACCAGCAACUGCAGUAUACCUCAGUACACAAAAUAUAGGAGAAAGAUGACUUAUAAAUCUAAACAAGUUCUGAAAACAUGUAUGACGAGUGUGAUUUACCGGGUGAUUUGUGUUACUAAAGCUAAAUAUGUUAUCAACUAUAUAUAUAUAAUGUUAAUUAUCGUAGUAAUUAUUUCAUAGUUUACAUAGUUUCAUAUAUAUUUAACUGUCAAUCAUCAUCAGGAGUCGUACAGUGUUGUGGAACAUAUUUAUUAUUGUCUCCAUUCAAACAUUUGCAACCCCACGGCUACAAUUCCCUUAAGCAGGAAUACAUUUAGCAUAUAAUAUUCGUAGGGACGUUAUAUUGUCCAGAAAUUUAACAUAUUACUCUUGUUCCUCCAUAAAUAAUGGACGCACUACUUAACUGCAGUGGUAGUACGUAUACUUAUUUACAUAGUGUACAUAAGUCAUUAUUGCUUUAAGAGAUAGAUUACUGAUGUUUUAAAUCUGGAAAGCCAUGACGAUGUGAGGCGUGGGAGAAGUGGGUGUGCUGGGUGAGGCACGUGGUGGGAACUAUUUAUGUACACAGAGGAGUGCAUACAUACAUAGUUCAGUUUGUUAGCACGCGUUGUUUAGGUAGCUGUUAUGUGAUAUCUAUUUUCCAAGGAACGGAUGGUGUCUGUGUACAACAAAAUUAGAAUACGAAAAUAUAAAAAUAAGCAUGGUGUAUUAUCGCUCCUAUUUAAGAAGAAUGUUAUAUGAAUGUGGAUAUAAGUGUGAUUUGGUGGUUAACUUAAUUCUCUUCUCGAGUCAAUGUGAUUGUGCGUGUCCUUGUCAAUUUGUAUAGACUUAGACAAUCAGAGGUACUCUAUAUAUUGAAUUAUUGAAUUGAACACAAUUGCAUGUGCUUCUCGAAUGGCCAAUUAAACAGGUUGGGUUCUUGUGCUAUGGUCCACCAGACUAAAGAAGAAAAAUGUGGGACCUGUUAGGACCAUUUAUUUGUAACUCAAGUCUCUAAAUGUAUUGUAUUUGUAUAGUAUGUUAGUGUUUGAAUAUGUUAGUGUUCACAUAUUAUACACACACACAUACGUUAUUUACUACAUACAUCUCUAGUUUCCAACAAGUUAGCGGAUGACCCUUUAGUAUUGGUCGAUAUGAAGAAUAUCGUAUUUUACUGUGUGCUCUCACAAUUGAAUUAAUUACAAAAGUGAUGGUGCUGUAUAAUUGUGAUAGGAUACGAAAAAAAUAUGAAUUAAUCCGUAACACGUCCACUACUAAUUACUUAGGUAUGUUAUACAUAUUAUUGUUGUUAGUCUACACUUGUUUCAUAUCAAGAAAGAUAUACAAGAGGCAAAAAGAGAGAGAGAAAUGGCAACUAAAAACUUAGAAGACUAGUACUCGUUGGACUUGAGAUGACUUGUUGUUAAAAAGCAGGGCCACCAGUUGCAACCGGCUAGAAAAAUAUGUAACGAUUGGUGAAAAUAGAGAAAGUUAUUUUACUCUUGUAAUCAAAAAUGUAAUUUUCAACCUCACUUUCAUAUUAAUGCUUGUUUUCCAUGAAUUAUGGAAAUCUCAGAGUAUAUCUUAAAAACAGAGUGAAUACUGUGAAAUGCUGUUAUUGUUGUGGGCUCAAGUGUAUGUAAUUUACGGAAUGUCCCCAUACCAAAAGCACAAAAGUAACUAAUUUAGAAUUAGAAUUUAAAAUUGACUCAAACUCAUGAGCUUUGGAACUAAACCUGAAAAAAAACUUGUGUUUUCAUCACACAAAAUCCAGCAGCAGAACAAAUUGUCAAGAAAACCCCCUCAUUUUCACAGUCACGCAUGGCACUCAUCUUCUUGACGCAAAAAUCUUAACCUUUCCUUAAAAUGGUGCGAUUUUAUGACCAAAAGACUAAUAUACGUACGAAGAAAGAACGAAUGUACCUAAACCUCAAAAACUAGCCAUACCUUCCUUUUCAAGUUGAAAUAUUUACAUUCUUAAUAGAUUGUAAUGAUACUUAGAUUAUCAUAAUCGGGUGAAUUCAAUCCUGUUCUAAAUAGUUCCUCGUGUGGAGAAUAGUUGUUUAUAUCCUCUCAUCCUCCUCCACUAACUAACCAACCAACCAACUAACUGCUCAACAGUCUUAUUGGCUUUGGCAUAGCAUAUUUGCUACAAAUUUCGGCUGCUUGCUACUACGAUGAGAUGGUGGAACUAGUUGGCGAGAUAAGUACAUAGGUUGCAAUAUCUUGGACUGAGGAAUGAAAAUGUUCCGCUUAUUUACAGGCAUACAAAAUCUACUAAAAAUUACACAAUUGAUGGUUCAGCAGGGUCAAAUUAAAAUACAACUUUUGUGCCACUACUAAUCAAUUCGGCUGCACAUGCACUCACUUUUAAAUCAUUACUAAAAAAAUACACACUCAUAUACAAAAGGGUCAGUAGUACAGCAAAAAAAAAUAGCUCAGACACACAUACGUAUAAAUAAAAAAUGCAUAUUUAUUUCUGCGAGCGACAGUCAGGUGAAUUUAAUUAAUAUGGCCAGUCAUCACUUUAAACAACACUCUUGCUUAUAACCAACUGUCAAUCAAUCAAAUACAAAUACGAUUAUAUAUGAGUCCGUACUCCAACAAAGAGUAAUUACAAAAACAGCUAUCUAAACUAACUAACUGAUACUGCUAACUACUAUAUAAACUUAAAAAAAAUGUCAUCAUAAUCAGGGCAGUCAUGGUGCUUAAAAGGAAUUCCAAUUUAGCUUAUACUUGAUGCAAGCAUGUACACACACUUACUUGCUUUAAGGAUUGACAAAAUUGUUGAGGGUAAAAAUUUUUCUUAAAAUUGAUAAUUACUUGUUAACUGGUGGAUUGGAAAUAUACAAAGUAACUGCAUGCUCAUAAAUUUCCUGUUCCCGAAAUAUUUGUGUAAUACAUAUUUUGCUCGUCAUCAUAACUUUACUGAUAAUAUUAAAUAUUAAUAAUAAAAAUAAACUGUACACUAGAAUAAUAAACACAGAACGUAUACCGGAAAAAUUGUGGAGUUCUUCUGGUGCUUCAUGUACGUAGUUGUUAUAAAAGUAAAUAUAGUCUCGUAGUACCUCAUUAUUGUCUCAUUGUUGUUGUCUAGUAUAAAGAAAAGUACAAAUCAAUUUGUACAUAUUUCCAAAGGAAAGAUAAGUAAUUUUCAGCCAUAUAUUUGGUUUUGUUUCUACGUGGUUGGUGGUUUGGACGGUGGUUUUGUUAUUAUUAUCAUUGGUAACUGUUAUAUUAUACGUAUGCAUAUGUAGCAAAAAUUUAACCGUUGUUUGUAGUCAGCAAUGUCAGCAAUGUCUCUGAAGGUAUUUUCACUUCACAUUAUUUACAUUCGUCUCUCCAGUGGAUGGAACACGACACACUCGGCAAAUUACAAAGAAUAUUUCUGUCACUCAUUAUAUUACAGUAUGUAAAUGAUUCAGUCAAAAUAUAGGUGACCUGAUUUUUUUCUAUUCUCGGUUUCAUCAUGACUCGUAGACUCGAAUCAGUAUAAAAUUAUAUAAUUUUGAUGAUCACGAAUUCAGAAAUAUGUAAUCUACCGGAUAUUUUUUUGACUAUGAUUAUUCAGAAAUACGAUAAUGAUCAAGAAAUCGUGGGCAUUCAGAGAAAAAAUGCAGACGGACAGAGAAUAUGUAGUUUUGUCACUUCCUUAUUAAGUAAAAUAUAUUUUUGAAACGGCAACCGCUGGACUUUUGCAUGAUGUAUACCAGAGGGAAAGUACAGUGGAGAAAGUGAGAGAGUUACUUUGACAAAAAUAAUGCGAGUUAUUACUGCUUGCAAUUAUUUCUAUUGGUGAAGGAGACUACGACAAGACGCUAAAUUUGGGGAGGGAUAUGAAAAACUUUGUCGCGAUACGUUCUCUGCUAGAAAACAAAAAAAUCUGUUGGACAGAUUUCUGAAUUCGUCAACUAACAACAGCGGGUUGCAAGUGUAUGUACUAGCUAAAACUCACAUUGAUGUUAUUGGAUAUAAAAAACGAUCUGUGCAAGUGUUGGUUUCUUGUUCGGUAUAAAUAUAAAUGUCUGUAACACAA
Molecule: messenger RNA, 6846 nt
Organism: Folsomia candida
Lineage: Eukaryota; Metazoa; Arthropoda; Collembola; Entomobryomorpha; Isotomidae
Gene: Pdp1
Product: hepatic leukemia factor
Exons: 6
Coding region: 1197-2306 (369 amino acids)
Biological process (GO): regulation of transcription by RNA polymerase II
Cellular component (GO): nucleus
Molecular function (GO): DNA-binding transcription factor activity, RNA polymerase II-specific; RNA polymerase II cis-regulatory region sequence-specific DNA binding
Source: RefSeq, a predicted model, not a curated record